AGUGUGAAGAAGCGUGUGGUGGGAGGGGUUUUUUGUGAGCGGGACUGUCAACUUUUGUUCUCCUCGGUGUCCGGGAAAGAUGCAGUCGGUGCGAGGGGAGUCCUCACUGCCACAGCAGGCCGGCCUGAUUAUCGCAUGGUUGAAGAAAAUGUUUGGUGACAAGGCACUGCCACCCUAUGAGGUGAACACACGGACGGUAGAGAUCUUGUGUCAGUUGGCAGAGUGGAAUGAGGCUCGAGAUAAAGAUCUAACCCUUGUCAUUGAGGAUCAGAAAAUGAAAACUUCAGAAAUAAAAGCUGAAGCCAAUUACCUACAGGAGCUACUCUCGGAUAGUUUGGGUCCAUCCUACACUAACCUUUCUCGCAUGGGUAAUACAUAUUUGAACCAGCUUGUUGACAGUUGCCUGGCACUGGAGAUAAAGGACUCUUCACUAACAAGCUACAUCCCGGCAGUGAAUGACCUGAGUUUUAAGCUGGUGGCCAUAGAGUCCAAUAAUCAAGAGUUGGAUCUGGAGCUGAUGAACUUGAGAAAAAAGUUAACAGAUGCUCUUGUGUUGGAGAAAUCCCUGGAACAGGAUCUCCGGAAAGCAGAAGAGCAGUCUAGUGUGGAAAAAGCCAAAGUGGAGGUCCGAGCACAAAAUAUGAAGACGCUAAAAGAUAAAUCGGAGGAGUAUAAAUACAAGAUCCAGACUGCACAGGACGAGCUGUCGGCGGCAGGGAUGGAGGAUUCUCUGACUCAUCGCUCUUUGGUGUCCCUCUCUGAGAUGCUGGCAGAGCUUAAAACACAAUCCACAGCUACAAAGGAAAAGCUUAAAUCUUACCUAGACUUGGCUCCAAAUCCAUCUCUGGUAAAAGUGAAGAUUGAAGAGGCAAAGAGGGAACUGAAAGCAACAGAAGCAGAACUCAACAUGAAAGUAGACAUGAUGGAGUUUGUGCUGCCGGAGCAGAAGCGACGAAUCAAUUAAAUUGUGAUUUCUGAAACCCCAGCACCAGUGAGAACUUCCUUCUACAGAUAUUGGACAUCCUGGAGCUGUCUGCUACAUAGGCUGUGCACAUACUUGGAUGAAGUGUAUAUAAACUGCACAUAUCUGUGCUGAAGGUGGUCUCCCUGUUCAUAGGACUGUAUGUGACCUGUUUAGGAAGCAUUUAAGUGUGUCUUAACUACAGGAGAGUUUACUGCUAGAUCGAUUUAUUUCAAGUGCACCAGUCACUUUACAGCAUUGGAGGUGUGUUGAGGAAGGCAAGUACUGUGCUUGUUUUUUUUCCCUAAAAAUAGAACUUCCCGGUAUGCAGUAAAGCUAAUUUUGUAUUUUAUCAUUAAUGUUGACCUGCAAUCCAUAAAUUGAAGAGUUGCAAUGUUAUAGGGGACAUCUAGAAAUGUUUAUUGCACCUAAGCAGUAACUCCCCCCCCCUUUUUUUUUUUUGUCUGGAAUGUCUUCUGGAAAAGUGCAUGUUCUGGUAAGUGCCUAUGGAACCUCUGCACCUACAACCUUAUAACUGUAUAUCUGCACUGUGAGAUCUAAGGGGGUACCUGACUCUCCGUCUUAGGAGAUUUAGUAAUGUCACUACUGUGCUGCUCACUUCCUUGCUGGUAACUCGGCUGUGAGGAAGAAAAUCUCUGCCUCUAGCAAGAUGCCUGUCUCCACACAGAUACAUACAGAACAAGGCAUUAUAUGUCAGUAAUGGGGGGGGGGACCAGCUACAAGCAGACCACAGGCAACACUAGUGCCUAGUUCUUUGCUUUUUGCCUGCCUUCUUUGGGUGGAGCUUCCACAGAUUAGGUCCACUGUUAAUGGUAAAGUGUUUGUAACCCUAAAAAAAAAUCAAAACAAAUCCUGUUCCUUCAAAGCAUGUUGUACAGAGCAGUGCUUUGGCCUUCUGUAUCACAUGAAAUACCUGGCUGAUCCUGCCCGGUUCUACCCUCUCCCCUGUAAACUGACCACGGUUUAUCAUGGCUGCUAAACACUUUUUAGAAGGGUUACAAACCCUUUAAGAUUAAAUACCUAUGUUGUUUUACAGAGGGGGAUUGCUUGAAUGCUGCUAGAGCCUGUAAUUCUACCAUGAGAGAGGUGCAUAGCUUGGUCGUUAGAGACCCCUGUUGCAUAAGUAAGCAAUUUUUGCAAAGUAUGUACCUAUAAAGAAGAUAAAAACAUAAACUAUUUACCAGUCUAUGCGCUGGUCAGGAAAAACUCCCAAGUCCAGCUGCUAAUCCUGAUUAAAAAAUGAAGAAACAUGUCUUCUGUCACUAAGGACACUGCAGCUGUUAAUCCACUGGGUGGUGGAAUGGGAUCUAUGCAAAGAAAGGAAAAGAGUGCAUGGUCGCCCUAGUGUGAUACUGUUAAAUAAAUGAUAAAAACAUAGAUUGCACUCACAUUUUCUGAUACAAAUGGAGGCAUGUAGUACAUAAGUUCUCCUCUCCCAGACGACCACUGCAGACGGUGACAAGUGGGCAGAGCAUAUCCGACCUCCCCAAUUCCGGAUGGCAGCUCGCAAACCACCUGUCGUAACCUCCGGCUUGUGCUACAGACCACAUGAGCCCAGACCAGCCGGUGCUGCGGUGAUCAACUGAUGGGGAAGGAGACCAGUACGUCAGCCCGCAAGGUUGCUAUGACAUGUUUUGGAGGCGUGGCCUCUAUAUAACGUCUUGAUUUUUCUGGGCACCCUAAAGCAUGCUGACUGGUUCCUCAUGCUGACCCCCACCUCAUUAUGGGAUAUUGUCAUAACAUGAGGGCACUAUAUGAUUGCUAUUUCAGGUGUGGGUUUUUUUUUUUCCCUUUCCUUUUUAUAAACUCAUACUAGAACUUUUAUUAAGAUGGGGAAAUAAGUUUAUGUUAACGUUUUUUUCUUGUUGAUAUACACAGUUUUCUGAGAGACCUAGAUGUAAUUGCUAGCAUUGCAACAUGGCAACAAGCAUGCCUCUGUGAAGCUGCCAAAGAUUGUAAUAGACUGUAAUACUGACACUUCCAACACUCUCUACUGGAAGGACCAAGCACAGUAUGUUGUUUCCCUACCCUCCUCCACAUUAUAUUUAUUACUAAAGUGAAAGAAAAUGGAUUAAAUGCUUGUGGGUGAAAGCAGGCUUUAAUUGAGGUGCAUAUAAAGACUUUCUUGACUGGUAAAGAGUCUCACUAGUCCCAAUCACAGCCUAUAAAAGCAUGGCUCAGCUGUGCUGUUAUUGGUCAAAUCUAUCAUACCUGGAUAAGUAUGGUAUGGUUUGGGUACACUUCUACUGUAAAUAUCAUUGAGGUUUUAGGAAUGUAAUUUCACAGAAAUAUUUUUAGAGGGUAGAAAAAAACUCAAUGUGAAUGUUUGAUUGUUUUUUUGUUUUGUUUUUGUAUGUUUUUUUUUUCCAACAGGAUAUUUUAUAGUUUUGUAAUAGUGUAAUAUAGUUUUGUAAAUAUUAUUCCAUCCAUCAACAAAUUAAAAACUCAUUAAAAUUUAUGAGGUGACAUGUUGUGUCCUGCCACAGCCCAGGUAAAGUUGAAUUCAACUCUAUCAUUAAAGAUUAACUGUAA
Rana temporaria (common frog) is the source of this 3514-nucleotide messenger RNA. RefSeq names its product HAUS augmin like complex subunit 1 (gene HAUS1). Gene Ontology annotation, cellular component: cytosol; HAUS complex. NCBI's taxonomy places the organism in Eukaryota, Metazoa, Chordata, Amphibia, Anura, Ranidae. Gene Ontology annotation, biological process: spindle assembly; centrosome cycle. The record is from RefSeq and is a predicted model, not a curated record.